AUGUAUGACUGGCACUACGAGAAUAGUCCUAACCAUCGGUUAUUCAUCUUUGCACGGGAAGACGGGACGAUACAGACCAUAUACUGGUUUGAAGCCGUGCAAGCACUCUAUGUAUGCGCCAAACUGGUGAGAGAUCGGAUGGACUGGCAAUCAGGCAGGAAUACGUCGCAAGUGAUUGCAAUUCUUGCGCCUUCGGUAGACUCAAUUCCGUAUUUUAUGACCGUGAUGGCCAUUAUGUAUGCCGGAUACAUCGCCUUCCCGGUAUCGCCUCGUAACUCCCCUGCGGCAAUAGCGCACCUGAUCAGCAAAACUGACAUAAAGCACAUUCUCGUGGGCCGCGAGAAAGCCAUGGAAGAUCUCGCAAGGGAGUCCUUGGGAGUUCUGAAAGCCCACUAUUCCGGCGUAGCCAUUCCGGAGACCUCGCUCAUGUUUCUCUUCGAGGAACUCUUUCUACCUUCACCGAAGGCUUUGAAACGAGAGGAUGUGCCGUAUGACCACAAGGAUCCCGACGAGAUAGCUGUGAUCCUACACUCGUCAGGAUCCACGGCUUUCCCUAAGCCUGUCCAUUGGACCCAGCACCGCCUCUUACAGAUGUCCCUCAUCCCCUGGUUCGGCGAACGGGAUCUGACAAACCAGGUGUGGUCUUUGCAUGCAAUGCCUAUGUAUCAUGGCAUGGGUGCCUGCCAGAUUUUUUGGACUGCAACCACCGGCCACGUUCUAGCUUAUUUUGAGCCCAAAUCGCCAGCCCCAACCCCUACGCCAGAUUCCCUCUUCGAUGGGGCUAGGAAAACGAAUAGCGAUGUCAUAUUUUGCGUACCGUCGUUUGUGGAAGUGUGUUCCCCAGAAUGGGCGAAGAACCCCGACUACGUGGAAUGGUUGAGUACGCGCACUGGCGUGUUGACAGGCGGAGGGCCGCUGAAUAAGGAAUGCGGCGAUUAUUUGACAUCGCAAGGAGUGUCGAUCUUCAUACUGUAUGGCGCAACCGAAGGCGGCAUGAUGAGCACCGUCCUCCCGGGCGAUGUCGGAUAUGACUGGGAAUACUUCAAAUUUCCUGGCCUGGUUACUCCUCACAUGGUACCCCAGGGAGAUGGGAAAUUCGAAUUUGUGAUGGUCGAAAACGCGGUUUGCACACCGAGCGUGAUCAAUACUAAGGUCGGCGGAGUGGAUGCAUACGCGACUUCUGAUCUAUUCGUACCUCAUCCGACCAUGCCCGAGUAUUGGAAAGUAUUUGGACGCUCAGAUGACCAGAUUAUUCAUAACACUGGCGAGAAGCUGGUGGUGAUUCUCAGGCUGAAGCAACGUGCAGAAAAUAUGUUGAACCAGGAUCCUCACGUUCUUACUUCAGUCAUGUUCGGACGAGGACGGUUUCAAGCGGGCGUGUUGAUUGACCCGAAGCCUCGGUAUAAAUUCGUGCCGUCCGACGAAUCCAAGCUCGCGGAGUACAGAAAUAUGAUCUGGCCAACGAUCGAGAAGAUGAAUGCAUACGCACCUCAACAUUCACGGUUGUUCAAAGAGAUGAUCACCGUGAGCAAGCCGUCAAAACCAUUCACAUACACCGCAAAAAAUACCCUGCGACGACAAGUUAUAAUUUACGAGUAUCAAGACGAAAUCGAUGCUUUGUAUGCCAAGCUCGAGGAAAGUACCCAGUCGAGCAUACCACCUCCGGCGGAUUGGGAUCUUGCGAGCGCGACCGAGUUCGUACGAGCAGUGGUGAAUAAGGUCUUAAUUCACGGUGUUGAGGAUGGCGACGACAUAUUCCACCAUGGUUGCGAUAGCCUUCAAGCGACUUGGAUCCGUAACUCGCUGCUGCGUGCGCUACAUGACUCCGCCCACAUCAAUACCAUGUCCAUCAGCCACAACUUUGUCUACGAUCAUCCAUCUAUACAUCAACUCUCCCUGUUUCUGAAGGACACUGCUGCCGGAACCAACAGUCAGGAUGGAGCGUCUGUGGCUUUCAAAGCCGAAACCAUGCGCAGAAUGGCGGAAGAGUUUAGCACAGACUUCCAUGUCCACACAGCUAAUGGCAACUCUGUAGCUCCCCCGGCCAGUGUGGUAUUGUUGACUGGAUCGACCGGCAGUCUGGGGUGCCAUAUUUUGACAAGUCUGGUUUUAGAUCCUGAUGUCCAGCAGGUUUAUGCGUUGAAUCGAGCCGCUGGAGACGGUACUGCACUCGUCCUUAGACAGAAACAAGCUCUCCUGGAUCGUGGUUUCCAUCCAAGUAUUUUGGACUCUCCCAAGGUCAUUUUGGUGGAAGGCAAGGAUGCGGAAAAAGGUCUCGGUCUGGAGCCCCGACUCUAUCAAGAGGUGCGCAUCAUAAGAACACCUGUCUUCUCAGCAUGGCGUGUCGACUUCAACAUCGCCUUGAACUCAUUCAAGCCCAAUAUUGGGGGACUGCGGAAUCUGAUAGACCUGUCGCUUAAAGAACCCGUCAAGCCUGAGAUAGCCGUCGGUACCGGAUAUACCGAAUCUAAAUGGGUAUCAGAGGAAAUCCUCCUGAAGGCAGCCGCUCACACAGCCUUGGACCCAAUGAUCGUCCGAGUGGGACAAGUAUGUGGAGGCUCUGAUGGUGCAUGGAAUGUCCAGGAAUGGUUCCCUUCAAUAGUACAGUCCGGUCCUAUUCUAAAAUGCCUUCCCGAAGAUCAGAGAGUUGUGACAUGGAUACCGACUCCACUCACGGCAGCAGCGAUCAUCGACUUCCACAAGGCACCUAGUGUGCCACGAAUAGUGCAUCUAAUUCAUCCACGCCCUGUAUCCUUGUCAUCCUUGAUGGAUACCCUGUCAAAAGAGCUCAACGUGCCGAUUGUACCGUACGCGGACUGGCUAGGAAGACUCGAGGCAGUAGCCGAAUCAUCCUCGAAGACCUCUGGGACAAUGCAGACAGUGGAUGACAUUGUUCGGCGUUUGCGAGCUACCAGGCUACUUCCUUUCUUCAAGAGUUUGCGUGAGGCUCCCGGUGGGAACGCUUUUGGCUUUCCUGAUCUAUCCAGUACAAAUGCUGUAUCGGCCUCUGCUACUCUCGCGGAUGACGACUUAGAAAGUAUAGGUCCUGCGGAUGUCAAAAACUGGCUUGCCUACUGGAGUAGGAGCAAUCUAUUUUCCUAG
Molecule: messenger RNA, 3102 nt
Organism: Gloeophyllum trabeum ATCC 11539
Lineage: Eukaryota; Fungi; Basidiomycota; Agaricomycetes; Gloeophyllales; Gloeophyllaceae
Product: acetyl-CoA synthetase-like protein
Exons: 17
Coding region: 1-3102 (1033 amino acids)
Source: RefSeq, a predicted model, not a curated record